AACGAAGAAACACAAAAUGAAUUUUCUAAGUUAAUAAAUACGGAACACUAUUUUCUGGAAAUUAUCAGCGGUCCAACUAACGCCAGCCUUAGUCAAUUUUAUUACAUGUUAUAAAAAUUCUGUGCCAGGCUGACUACAAUUGAAAUUGAUUUUAUUUUAAAUCAAGAUUAAAAUUGAUUUGAUCGAUAUUAAUUCAACAGUCCACGCGAAUAUUUUCAAUAUCACGCGAAGAUAUCCGUGUCUCGUAUCUCCCUCAAAGAGCAGCGAUACAUAGGGAAUAGAAGAGUCGAGAUAAUUAGAAGGUCUGGUGAGACUAUGUCCUCCGCUAAAUCAUUUGUUGCUCUGAUUGUUGAACGGUGAAAGGAGGAACGCAGAAUGGCAGAAAUAUUCAGCCGAUACAAAUUAUCGUGGACGUUCCCUCUUGAAAAAGAAUCGCAAGGACAUGCGUGGUAAAAGUAUACGUUUCUCUCGAUUUUCUAUUUCAAAGCUGUUCUACGAAACUGGAAACUCCCUCUAAGGAAUGAUUCUAGGUCGCGAAAAUUCUAAAUAUGAAUUCACACAAAUAUCUGCAUUUCGGAUGAAAUUCUAUGGAAAACAUUCUGCAGAGAAAAAUUGUGUGUUGUUCAAGAGNNNNUUUAUGGCGAUGAGUGAAAGUAAAUACAUCCUCGAGAGUUCCUCGUCGUAGGGGUUGACCUUAUGCCUGCGUCUUUAAUACAAGAGUAGAAAACUCUUUCCAAAGUAUGUAAAUAUCACUCUUGAGGAAAAGUGAUUUAUUGCGUUCCGAUGAAUUCCAUGGAAUUUCAAUCGCUUUCUAUUUGAUUCACGGCGUUCAUCCAAUGGGUAACGGUGAAUACGUGUUCCGGUUAUUUUUAAUGGAAUCCUGCAAAGUAAAGCGUACAUGCUGAUGUUGAAGUCGUUGUUAGUGAAAGUGUGCUGCCAAUCCGGUAGUCAAGCCUUCAACCGCGAAGGGUUAAUGUUACAUUGCUUAAAAUAAUUAAUGGAUCAGUUGAACUACUUUUUACUUAUCAAGGGGAAUUAGGGGUCUAAUUACGUCUAAUUGCACAAAAGUAAUUGCAUUUAAAAAAAUGCACAACCGACCAGAACCGACUAAACUAUGUUCCAACAACAUUUAUCCCCAUUUCCAUCAGUCAUAGUUUAUUUUUUAUUCUAUUUUUUUUUUUUUUUUAAUUU
Heterotrigona itama is the source of this 1191-nucleotide messenger RNA. NCBI's taxonomy places the organism in Eukaryota, Metazoa, Arthropoda, Insecta, Hymenoptera, Apidae. The record is from the annotation of a GenBank genome assembly.